UACGCCACGGUAUUUGUUUGGCAAUGUUUAUUUAAAAUUUUGAUACAAUUCUUAAAAAAAAGUAUUGAAAAAUAUACGUUUUUACAAGUCUGUGUAUGACAAAUAUACGAAUAUUACACAUUUCGAUGAACAUAUGAGUGUUAUUUGUAGACAUUUGUUGAUAACAGCUGGCAGAUAACAUUACAAAAGAGUUAUGCGUUUAGCGAUAUGCAAGUUCCGUUUGUUGCAAAAGCUAUCGACGUAAUAGAUAUUCUAUAUUGACAUAAUUCUUCCGGUGAUGUAAACAAAAAGGAAAAGCUUUGUAUAAAUGCACUCUUUGGAAACUAGUUCAAAGUUGUCAGCGAUACUGUUCAAAUCGAAGAGAUGGAAACCGAAGUUGCAGAAGCACGACCCUUCAAAAAUUUGAAAGAAUUGUAUGAUAAUGUAGACGAUUUAAAAUUGUGGCCACCUACUAAAGAAUUACGGGAAUUAGCAGAUUAUGUGUAUCUUGGUUAUGAAAUAGAUGCCACGAAACGAGAUCUAGAAAAAGUUGAUAAAGAGAAGCUGCCUAGAACGUUACUCUGUCACGACAUGAAAGGCGGUUACCUAGAAGACAGAUUUAUAAAUGGAUCAAAGUCCCAUACUUCAUACCUUUUUUACCACUGGAGUGUCAUAGAUACUUUUGUGUAUUUUAGCCAUUAUUUUGUAACUAUACCACCUUUCGGAUGGAUUAACGCAGCACACGAUCACGGAGUAAAAAUUCUUGGUACUGUAAUUACAGAACGAGAAGGUAUUUGGGAGCCUAUACUUGAAACUCUGGAGACAGUGAGAAGGUUUGCAGAUGCCCUAAUUCACGUUGCAAAAUUUUAUAAGUUUGAAGGCUGGUUAUUGAAUGUUGAGAAUGUGAUUGAAACCAGUUUUGUUAAUAAUUUAUUGUAUUUCAUGAAAUAUCUAACGGAACGUAUUCACACAGAAAUUAGAGGUUCUGAAAUUAUUUGGUAUGAUAGUAUAACCAAAGAAGGAAAACUGCAUUGGCAGAAUGAGCUGAAUGAUAAAAACGUAGACUUCUUUUUAAGUUGCGAUGGUAUUUAUUUGAAUUACAAUUGGACCCAGUCGAAGCUUGCAAACAGUUACAUGCUUGCGAAAGACCACAAUCGAGAUGUACGCGAUAUUUAUGUGGGGUUGGACGUUUGGGGUAGAGGUUGUCCUGGUGGCGGUGGAUUCAACUCAACAUACGCUUUAGAAAAGAUACGACAAGAAGGAUUAUCUGUUGGUAUUUUUGCAUCAGGUUGGACUCACGAAUUUUUUGGGCCAAAAACAUUCCAUGCAUUAGAAGACUUAUUUUGGGCUCAACUUUUCCCCUAUUUGUAUGUUCACGUACCUAUUUAUGACAGUGAAGUAUUCAAAACGUCUUUCUGCCACGGAAAUGGUAGUUGCCAAUACCGCUCUGGUGAAGUAGAAUUGGAGAUGCACGUUGUACGAGGAAGACCUAUAUUCGAAAAGAAAUCAUUUUACAAUUUAGCCAUGCAAAAGCCUCAGAUUUCUGUGCCUACGCCACAUUUGAAGUUUAUAAGUUCCCUCGAACUGAAACACAAAGAUGACGAAACUCAGCCUUCGAAAGAGUGGACGGAAUAUAUUUACGAAACAAAAAGAUACGUUAUUCGAAUAUAUAAAAAUAUUGUAAAUAUUGAUAAUAAAUUGCCUGUACCGGAUAUAAAUUUCUUCGAAUUUUGCGAUCAAUUCUCCUACGAGGGUGGCAGUUGUUUAAAAUUAAUUACGAACGAGCCUAAAUCACAUCACAGAUUGUUUUUAAUUCACGCCGAAUUUCAACAAGACAUCCAAGCAACCAUUGUAUACGAAGAAGCGGAAUCAUUCGAGGAAACUGAAAUACAAAAUGCGCCGAUAUUAAUACUGACCAACGAUGCGGGUUCGAAAUCUAUCGCGCCGUAUAAAUCAGAAAGGGUCAACUUCAAGUGGAAAAAGUGUAUUUAUUUGACAAACAUGAAGACCGUGAACGAGAUCAGCGUGUCCUUUGCGAGGAAGUGUGUCUGUUAUAUGGGAGAGGUCAGUCUGGAACAAAAGCAACGACACCAUCUCGCUGAUACUGCCGACCGUCAAUCGUUUCUGUAAGGGAAACAAAGUUUAAUUUAUCAACUGUUUUCUAAACGAACUACUAAUUGUAUCAAUGUAAGAAAAUUUAUAGAUAUUAUUAAAUAGUCAGUAUUGGAAUUUCAAUCGCGAUUCUCAGUUUUCAAAUCAGACGUAUGUUGUCACUUUGCUUUGGGACUCGCGAGAUGGCGCUGAAUAUGCCCCCAAAAUUUAUAUGGAAUUUUUAAGCUAUGUAGAUUUAUAUAUUGAUUUAAGUCGCGUAUUACAUGUGCAAUGAUACAUUCCGUUAUGCCGUUUAAGUUUAACAAUCAGUAUUGGAAGUACUAUACAUAUAAUUCAAUCGAAGAAAAUCUUUAGAAUCUAUUAAAUAGAAUAUUUCCAAGAGGU
Molecule: messenger RNA, 2475 nt
Organism: Colletes gigas
Lineage: Eukaryota; Metazoa; Arthropoda; Insecta; Hymenoptera; Colletidae
Gene: ENGase
Product: cytosolic endo-beta-N-acetylglucosaminidase
Exons: 9
Coding region: 364-2109 (581 amino acids)
Biological process (GO): protein deglycosylation
Cellular component (GO): cytoplasm
Molecular function (GO): mannosyl-glycoprotein endo-beta-N-acetylglucosaminidase activity
Source: RefSeq, a predicted model, not a curated record